Molecule: messenger RNA, 1432 nt
Organism: Syngnathoides biaculeatus (alligator pipefish)
Lineage: Eukaryota; Metazoa; Chordata; Actinopteri; Syngnathiformes; Syngnathidae
Product: prostaglandin reductase 1-like
Exons: 9
Coding region: 147-1136 (329 amino acids)
Biological process (GO): prostaglandin metabolic process
Cellular component (GO): cytoplasm
Molecular function (GO): 2-alkenal reductase [NAD(P)H] activity; 15-oxoprostaglandin 13-reductase [NAD(P)+] activity
Source: RefSeq, a predicted model, not a curated record
CUUUCAACCAAUCGGGUGCGACCUAAACAUCUUUUGUUUUCCGCCCAUGUUUCGCUCAACUCGCAUAUUUUGCCUCACGUCGAAGUCGCCACAAAUUACGACUCCUCAAGUCUGAACGUGACAUUCGACAUUGACCGGCAGCAACCAUGGUUAAAGCUAAGAUGUGGGUCCUGACCAAACAUUUUGACGGCUUCCCCAAAGAAAGCGACUUCCAACUCAAAGAGGAGGAGUUGCCCGAGCUCGAAGAUGGACAGGUGCUUUUGGAAGCGUUGUUUCUCAGUGUGGACCCUUACAUGAGACCGUUCAGCCGCUUUCGCAUGAAAGAAGGAGACGUGAUGAUCGGGACUCAAGUGGCCAAGGUGGUCCAGAGCAAAAACGCGGCGUUUCCCGUGGGGGCCCACGUCGUCGGCCGCGGCGGGUGGAGGACGCGCGCCGUGUCGGACGGGUCCGACCUCCUUCCGGUCAUGCCCGACUGGCCUCGGGACGUCUCGCUUUCCGUGGCUUUGGGCACAGUCGGGAUGCCCGGGCUGACGGCCCUGUACGGAAUCGAGGAAGUCCUGGGGCUGAAAUCGGGCGAGACCCUGCUGGUCAACGCGGCAGCGGGGGCCGUGGGCUCAGCGGUCGGGCAGAUCGCCAAAAUCAAGGGCUGCAGGGUGGUCGGUUCUACCGGGUCCGACACCAAGGUGGCCUUCCUCAAAGAGCUGGGCUUCGACGAGGCCUUCAAUUACAAAACGGUGGCCUCCCUGGAGGGGGCCCUGAGGGACGCCGCUCCGUCCGGAUACGACUGCUUUUUUGAAAACGUGGGAGGACCUUUCUCAAGCGUCGCCCUAUCGCAGAUGAAAGAUUUUGGGAGAAUAGCCGUGUGCGGGAGCAUAUCCACGUACAACGACACCGAGUCUCAGACGGGCCCGUAUCCUCAAAUGAGCAUGAUCGUCAAGCAGCUCAAGAUGGAGGGCUUUAUGCAAAGCAGGUGGGAGCGGAAGCACCCGGAGUCGCUCAGGAGGCUCAUGAGCUGGUUGAAAGAGGGUAAACUGCAGAGCCGCGAGCACAUCACCGAGGGCUUCCAAAACAUGCCGGCGGCUUUCAUGGGAAUGCUGCGAGGGGAAAACACCGGGAAGGCGAUCGUGGCGGUCUGAUGGCAAAGCCGUUAUUCUUCGUCCCAGCGGUCGACUCCUCCAAGGGCAAAAUGUGCACCCGGAAAGUAGCCACGCUGCUUUCCCGUUCUGUGUUGUCCAGAAUGGAAUACGGGUUUUCUCCACCUAGCCAUGACAAUGCAAAAUUUUUGAUGUAUUUGAGUAUAUUCCCAGCCUCUGCUUGAUAAUUUGUCGCCGUUUCUGGAACUUGCUGCGAUUCCAGCCUCAAGUCUCUUCGAAAAUGACGGCGCAAGCCCAGCGCGCCGACUGCGCAAAUAAAAAGAAACUCGACAUUCCAA